ACUCCCCCCACACACUCCCCCCUCCCUCCCCACCAUGGCCUGGGCCCUGAAGAUGCCGAUGCCCGAUGAGGUGAUCGAGUCCGGGUUGGUGCAGGACUUCGACGCCAGUUUGUCCGGCAUCGGCCAGGAGCUCGGAGCUGGAGCCUACAGCAUGAGCGAUGUGCUUGCACUACCGAUCUUCAAGCAGGAAGAGUCUAAUCUGCCUCCAGAAAAUGAGAAUAAACUUCUGCCCUUUCAGUAUGUCCUAUGUUCAGCCACCUCCCCAGCCGUCAAGCUCCACGAUGAAACUCUUACAUACCUUAACCAAGGACAGUCUUAUGAAAUCCGGAUGCUCGAUAAUCGGAAAUUGGGCGAGUUGCCAGAAAUCAAUGGCAAAUAUGUGAAGAGCAUUAUCCGGGUGGUGUUUCAUGACCGGCGAUUGCAGUACACAGAGCACCAGCAGUUGGAGGGAUGGAGGUGGAACCGGCCUGGAGAUAGAAUCCUGGAUUUAGAUAUUCCUUUGUCGGUCGGGAUUGUUGACCCCAGAGCUAACCCAACUCAGCUAAACACAGUCGAAUUCCUUUGGGACCCUUCAAAGAGAACCUCUGUAUUUAUCCAGGUUCAUUGUAUCAGCACCGAGUUCACCACCAGAAAGCAUGGAGGGGAGAAAGGGGUUCCUUUCCGAAUCCAGAUCGAUACCUUCAAGGAGAUGGAAAAUGGCGAGUACACUGAACAUCUACACUCAGCCAGCUGCCAAAUCAAAGUGUUCAAGCCGAAAGGAGCUGAUCGAAAACAGAAAACGGACAGAGAGAAGAUGGAGAAACGGACUCCGCAAGAGAAGGAAAAAUAUCAGCCCUCUUACGAGACGACGAUACUCACAGAGUGCUCUCCUUGGCCUGACAUCUCCUAUGUUAACAACACAGCAUCUCCCGGAUUCAGCAGCUCACACAGCAGUUUCACCAUCUCUGAAGGAAAUGGAUCCCCAAAUCACCAGCCUGAGCCAGGCCCUCCAAACACUGAUGUAAGUGCAUUGGGUUCCUUUCGGAAGUGGGUUUGUCGAGAGUUGUCCGUGUCGCCCGUCUCAGAAAACCAGAACCUGUUGCCAACAGCCACACCUCAGGACGCACAGCAGUGGCUGCACAGAAACCGCUUCUCUCCUUACUGCAGGCUCUUCGCAAACUUCUCUGGCAGCGAUCUGUUAAAGCUGACCCGGGAUGAUGUUAUCCAGAUCUGCGGACCCGCAGAUGGAAUUCGACUCUUCAACGCUCUCAAAGGAAAGAUGGUGAGACCGAGGCUAACGGUUUACGUUUGUCAGGAGUCCCAGCAAGUGCGGGAACAGCCUCCGCAGAAACACGAAAACGGGGAUUCAGUCAACAGUUCUUUUUACGUGUACCACGCCAUUUAUUUGGAAGAGUUGACGGCGGUCGAAUUGACUGAGAAGAUCGCUCAACUUUUCAACAUCUCACCUCGUCAGAUCAAUCAGAUUUACAAGCAGGGACCCACGGGCAUCCACGUGCUGGUCAGCGAUGAGAUGAUCCAAAAUUUCCAAGAUGAAUCCUGUUUUGUGCUGGACACUUUGAAAGCUGAGAGUAGCGACAGUUAUCACAUAAUCCUCAAGUGAGCGAUCUCCGACAGACGCAGAGACUUGAGUAAACGCCUUCAGCCUUCACUUGCAGCUCGGAAAGAGGAACGAUAUUUGCAGCUCGCCGACAAAGGAAUUCAAAGGACACGACUGCCUCUCUCAGUAACCCGGGGUUGUAAAUGUGCUCCUUGCACAAGUGACCGAGUCUGCUUGAUCAGAAGCUAAAGGAUAAGAAGCUGGCUGACCAUUGGGGGUGGGGGGUGGGGGUGGUUAAGGCAUCUUGGCAUGCGUUUCUGUAAGAAAUAUAACGACCACCAUUUUGGGCCAUGAUAGAAACUUGGUGACAGUGGGCGUAUUCGUUAAUCACUGCCGUUCCCGGCCGAAGAGACAAGGCGGCACAGCCUGCCCGGAGUGUACCUCUCUUCCCCCCCCCCCCCCAACCCUCUGGCUCUCCUCCUCGACCUCUUGUGCAGGGUCGUGUAUGGAAAGGACCCUCAGAAAAAACACGCUGUUCACUUCGGCUCAGUUCAGCUCAAUCCACUCCACAAUCAAGUACGGAGUUCUGUCAAAAUCUUUCCGUCGUUCGUUCGGAACUUGUGGCAUUGAUUUAUGAUCAUCCAAAUAGUAAGCCUCGCAGUGUACUCCAGACCCUGGGCGGGGUGGCCUGUCACAACCUAUUCUGGGGGCUUUUAUAUAACCGGAAUGAUUGAAAUACAUUCUUGCCUCA
Messenger RNA from Callorhinchus milii (elephant shark), 2288 nucleotides. RefSeq names its product transcription factor CP2 (gene tfcp2). The record is from RefSeq and is a predicted model, not a curated record. Gene Ontology annotation, molecular function: DNA-binding transcription activator activity, RNA polymerase II-specific; RNA polymerase II cis-regulatory region sequence-specific DNA binding. Bases 35 to 1600 code for a protein of 521 amino acids. NCBI's taxonomy places the organism in Eukaryota, Metazoa, Chordata, Chondrichthyes, Chimaeriformes, Callorhinchidae. The transcript has 16 exons. Gene Ontology annotation, cellular component: nucleus. Gene Ontology annotation, biological process: regulation of transcription by RNA polymerase II.